AUGACAACUGAGGAACUUCUUCCAGAGAAAUAUCGUGACAAAGCAUCUGAGUAUCGCAAGGGCACUGAUACAAUGGAUGUUUGGUUCGACUCUGGCUCCUCAUGGGCUGCUGUUUCAGCAAAACGAGAUGGCCUUAAUUUCCCUGCAGAUGUAUACAUUGAAGGUUCAGACCAACAUCGUGGAUGGUUUCAGAGUUCGUUGUUAACCAGCAUCGCUACUACAGGAAAGGCUCCAUAUUCCAGUGUUAUUACCCACGGUUUCGUAUUGGACGAAGACGGUUUCAAAAUGAGCAAAUCUGUUGGUAAUGUGGUGGAUCCUGAGAAAGUGAUUGUUGGUGGGAAAAAUUCUAAGGAAGAGCCUCAUUAUGGAGCAGAUGUUCUCCGUCUAUGGGUUUCUAGUGUAGAUUGCACUGGAGAUGUGUUGAUUGGUUCACAAAUCUUACGCCAGAUGUCUGACAUGUAUAGGAAACUACGAGGCACAAUGCAUUUUCUGUUAGCAAAUCUCCAUGAUUGGAAACCGGAGAAUUCUGUGCCCUACAGUGAUCUGCCAAAAAUUGACCAGUAUGCACUUUUCCAACUGGAAAAUGUCGUGGCCUCCAUGAAGGAUGGUUAUGAUAAUUACCAGUUCUAUAAAAUAUAUCAGACCCUUCAGAGAUUCGCCAUCGUUGGUUUGUCCAAUUUCUAUUUUGAUGUUGCAAAAGACCGACUUUAUGUUGGUGGCCGAGUUAGCUACACGAGGAAAAGCUGCCAGACAGUACUUGCUGCACAUCUACUCUACCUUGUCAGGGCCAUUGCUCCGAUUAUGCCACACUUAGCAGAGGAUAUCUGGCAGAACUUGCCCUUUCAACACACCUUGGAAGAUGGAUCUGUUGCCAAGUUUGCUUUCGAUCUAAAAUGGCCAGAUAAGAAUGAAGAAUGGUGCUCAGUUCAAAAGGAUGAUGUUGAUUUUCUGAGUGUUAUCCUGGAGUUGAGAUCAGAGGUGAACAAGAUUUUGGAGAGCGCUAGAACAGGGAAGCUGAUAGGCGCUAGUUUGGAUGCAAAGGUUUAUCUCCAUGCUGAAAACCCUGAUACGGUAUCCAAACUGAAGGAGCUGGCUUCUGCAACCAAUGAUGCAGAUGCUCUUCAUCGCCUAUUUAUCACGUCUCAGGUGGAGAUUCUCCCGUCCCUGAGCGAAGAAACCAAAUUGGGUGUGUCCUAUGCGGGGAAGUUCAGCGACCCACGCACGGGAGAGAUCUGGAUCGGUGUGACUCGUGCGGAUGGCGUGAAAUGCAAGCGCUGCUGGGUUUACAGUUACACCAAGGACGUUGGGUCGUUCCUUGACCAUCCUACGCUAUGCUCGCGGUGCCACGGCGUCAUUGAUCUGCAACCGCAAGCAUCUCCUGCCGCCGCCGCCGUCGCUUGA
Triticum turgidum subsp. durum (durum wheat) is the source of this 1401-nucleotide messenger RNA. Lineage: Eukaryota; Viridiplantae; Streptophyta; Magnoliopsida; Poales; Poaceae. The record is from the annotation of a GenBank genome assembly.